This is a messenger RNA of Ascoidea rubescens DSM 1968, 1861 nucleotides long. RefSeq names its product MFS general substrate transporter. Gene Ontology annotation, cellular component: membrane. The record is from RefSeq and is a predicted model, not a curated record. Gene Ontology annotation, molecular function: transmembrane transporter activity. Bases 247 to 1758 code for a protein of 503 amino acids. The transcript has a single exon. Gene Ontology annotation, biological process: transmembrane transport. NCBI's taxonomy places the organism in Eukaryota, Fungi, Ascomycota, Saccharomycetes, Ascoideales, Ascoideaceae.
CUUUCACGUUAUUCAUGGAAAACCGUUUGAUUCUCAUCUUACAUAAUCUCUAUAGUCUAUAAACUCUAUUGUUUAAUUUAUAUAUUUAUUUUUUAGCCAAUUUUUAUAAAUAAACACUAAAAUAUCGAUUUUACUUUUAUUUUCAUUUUCAUUUUCAUUGUCAUUUUCAAUUUUGAUACAAUCGUCUUAUCAACCUCUGAUUAACCUCUGAUUAACCUCUGAUCAACCUGUUAUAAAUUGAGAAAAAUGCUAAACAUCCAAAAUUAUCUCCCAAAACCUAAAAAAUCAACUUCCUUCAUAUCCUCUUGUUUUGCUGCUUUCAUAGCUGGCUCAGCAAAUUUCUACUCCUCCUAUGCUCCACAAUUGAUCUCAAAAUGUAACCUAUCCCCCAAACAAGCUUCAACUUUAGGAAUAGCUUUAACUCUAGGAAUGUCUCUAGGUGGUCUACCACUAGGUAUACUAAUAGAUAAUCUUGGUACAGAAUUCGCUUUAUUCCUAUCUUCUCUAAACUUCUUCCUUGGUUAUUUCCUCCUAUACUACUCCUUCAAAUCUUCUUCAUCAAAUUUAUUCUUAUUAACCUUCUCGCUUCUAAUCAUAGGUUUAAGUUCAAUAGCUGCUCUUUACUCUUCAACAAAAUGUUGCACCUCAAAUUUCAACAAACAUAGAGCCACCCUUAGUGGCAUUUGUUUCUCUUGUUUUGGUUUAUCUCCUUCAAUUUUUAGUCUAAUAUCAACAAAACUAUUAAACAACAACCCUCAAUUAUUAUUAGUAUUUUUAUCCAUUUUUUGUCCAAUCUUCACUUUUCAAGGGAUUUUCUUCAUGAGAUUAUUACCUUCUCCAUUAUUAUAUCAACAAACACAAGCACAAGCACAAGCACAAGUUCAAAUUCAAAACCAACACACUUCUUUAUUAUCCUCAAAGAAAAAAAAUUCCUUACAAUAUUUAACAACUUUAGAAUUAAACAACAACGAAUCUAACAUCACCGAUAACACUACUAAAAAAAAUUUCAGAAAUUCUCACUUAUAUAAAAUCCUCACCUCCAAAUUAUUCUUGAUUAAUUACUUCAUCUUGGCUUUUCUUCAUUCAACUGGCCAAACCUACAUCAUUCUAAUAGGCUUUAUCAUCAACGCUCAAUUCGAUUCUUUAAAUUAUAAUAAUAUUAACAUCAAUACUUCUUCUUUAAACCAACAACAAACUCAAGCCCUACAAGUAUCAAUCUUAGCCAUUUCAAUAUUCUUCGGCAAACUAUCUGCAGGCUUUGUAUCUGAUAAAUUAUAUUACUAUUUUAAAUUGCAAAGACUCUGGAACAUAGUUUUCUCCUCAAUCUUAAUGCUAUUAUCCCAGUAUUUAUUAACUUUUAUCAACAAUUUAGAUCUCUUAACUUAUACCAGUAUACUAACUGGCCUAGCCUUUGGUAUAACCUUCGCAACUUAUCCUUGCAUUAUCGCAGAAUAUUUUAAUUCUGGUCCAAACAGUAAAUUCACAACUAUUUGGGGGACAAUGACAACUGGCGCUUUCUUUAUCGUUCUAUCAAUAUCGUCUCUUUUCGGAAAAAUUUAUGAUAAAAACUCUAUCAAAAUAAUUAAUCAUCAUGGAAUCACUCAAAAAAUUUGCACUAAAGGUGCUUCUUGUUAUGAUACAACUUUUUAUUUAACUUCCUUUCAAUGUCUUCUUGCUUUAUUUCUAUCUCUAUAUGCUAUUCAUUAUAGAAAAACUCAUCCAAAUCAAUUUAAAACUCCAGUUAAUUUCUUUAUAUAAUCUCGAAUUGAAAACAAAAAAUUAAAUUUCCUGAAAUUUCAAUUUAUCUCCAUUUUGAAUUUUGAUAUUCACAAUAUAUUAACUUAUAAUCUACUGACAUUUC